CUGCUGAGUUGAAGCGCACCAGUACGCAGCAGCGACUGCACCGCUGAAACUUGGAUGACAGGGGUUUUUUGGAGCCGUCGAUGAGCGCGUUUGAAGCGGUGCCUUUCUGGUGAAGAUAAGGGGAUCGAGCUCUACCUGUGGUCCCCACCUUCCGCCAGUCGGAUCAAUAUGAAAGUCCUGAUUUGUGUGAUCGCGUUGACCUUCGCGGCGAGGUCUGCACUCGGAGGUGGCAAGUUUGAUGAGCCAUGUGACGGCUUGGACUGCAGCAGAGGGUGCAGGUGCUUUCCAGAGAAAGGAAGCAGGGGUCGUCCAGGAACUCUCGGUGAAGUUGGACCGUCUGGACAGGACGGGCCACGUGGGGUCCUUGGGCCUUCUGGGCCAAAAGGAGAGAAGGGCCACCUUGGGCUGAAAGGACCGUCGGGUCCAAAGGGAGACAAAGGACCAAUGGGAGUGCCUGGGUUCCAAGGAAGUGAUGGUGUGCCUGGUCACCCUGGUCAGCCGGGCAGCAGAGGACCACCGGGACUGGACGGCUGUAACGGGACCAGAGGAGAUCCUGGAGAUCCCGGCUUUGGGAGGGGAUACCCUGGCACCAGUGGAUUUCCUGGGCUGAGUGGGCCCAAGGGUCAGAAAGGAGAGCCUGUAUUCAUCUCGGAGAAUGCUGCCAUACAGGGUCCCUCGGGUGACCCAGGACCCCCUGGCCCACCUGGUUUACAAGGUCUUUAUGGUCCAGUCGGUUUUCCUGGUCCCGAAGGACCUGAAGGAUACCCAGGCCCACCAGGUCCUCCCGGUCCCCCAGGGCCAAUGGGGAGCCGUAGUGACGCAUCUCAAGGAGAGAAAGGAGACAAGGGUGACGUGGGUCUUCCCGGACCCAGGGGUAGUCCCGGCGACACGUCGCUAAGCGGCCCAAAAACACUCACUAUCUACAAAGGAGAUAAGGGUGACCCCGGUCCAAAGGGAACUAAAGGAUACCCUGGAAUACCCGGCCUACCUCGACCCUUUGGCUAUCCUGGAGAAUAUGGAGAAAAGGGCAUUCCUGGAUACCCCGGGAGCAGAGGGGCUCCAGGGUUUAACGGACCGCCCGGUGUUCCAGGACUGCAGGGACCCAAAGGACGUCCAGGCACCCCAGGCUCAUCGGCAUACCCAGGAUUCAAGGGAGACCAGGGAGACCCCGGACCCCCAGGACCUAGCUCUUUUGUUAAUGGGGGUUAUGCUAUUCAAGGACCUCCAGGGGACUCGGGUUUACGUGGCUUUCCAGGACCCCAGGGUGACCAGGGGCCUCAAGGCUUUCCAGGACCUCCCGGCCAACCAGGACCUGAUCGUUUUGGUCCAGGUCUUCGAGGUCCUCCUGGGCCCAAAGGUGUAAAAGGAGAAGUGGGUGACCCCGGCUUACGGCCCACUGGUUUUGAAGGUUUCCCAGGACUCCCUGGGCCCCCAGGACCCAGUGGCCUUCCUGGACCUCAAGGCCCUCCAGGCACAAACGCUGAGCCCUGCUACAUCUAUCCUGAUACAGGUGACUCUGAAGGUCUACCAACUGCUCCCCCUGGAGGCCCCGGGCCGCCUGGUCCCACAGGAUUUCCAGGAAACAUUGGUGCCAAAGGGUUUAGAGGCGACCCUGGUGACUGCAGAUGUUCUGGAGGAGACUUCUCGGGGUUAGAUGGACCACCUGGACGUCCAGGAACCAAUGGCAGUCCUGGCCUGCCUGGGGUGAAGGGUUUUCUUGGAGACCCCGGUUCACUAGGCUUCAGUGAUCGUCCAGGACCUAGUGGUCCUCCUGGUCAGCGGGGCUUCCCCGGGCGUAAGGGAGAGAAGGGGGCUCCAUAUUACCCCACCCUAAAUCUGGGGUUGAAGGGAGCCAUAGGAGAUCCUGGACCCAGAGGACCUACAGGUGAAACAGGAAAUCCUGGAAGAGACGGGCUGCCUGGCUUCCCUGGAUUUCCUGGACCCCCAGGUGAUGCAGGCAUCGGCUCAAGGGGAGAAAAAGGAUUUCAAGGGUUUCCAGGUUCUAAGGGACGUCCUGGAGGCCCUGGUGAGCCGGGCAUUGGCUAUGAUGGAGCACCCGGCUUGCGUGGAGACCCUGGAGAACCCGGUAUACCUGGUUCUCCAGGUAUACCGGGUUCACCUGGAGAGAAAGGACAAACUCUGCCUUGCGUAUUUACGGGUGAGGCAGGAGACCCAGGCGAUUCCGGUUUCCUUGGACAACCAGGUCUUAAAGGUAAACCAGGGCUGCAAGGGCCCUCUGGACGUCCAGGGUUUGAUGGCCCCAAAGGAGAAAGAGGAGACCCCGGCACCGGAGGCGUGCGUGGACCUGAAGGUUUCACUGGACCCAGAGGGGACCCUGGUAUUCCAGGUAUCCCAGGGCAGAGUUUUGAUGGGCCCAGGGGUAAGGACGGUCUCCGAGGCCGUCCUGGAGCCAAGGGCCAGCCUGGAGAGGUGCUAGGAGCUACACCUGGAUUUCCUGGUCAGAACGGUUUACCAGGAAUUCCUGGAGACAAGGGCCAGCCGGGAACACCUGGAGGACCCGGAAUGCCUGGGUUUGAUGGACGUCCUGGUGCUCCUGGUCGAAAAGGAGAACGCGGAGUUAACGGUUUUCCUGGUAAUCCUGGCCUUCCUGGGCUUCCAGGUGACCCAGAUGGUCGCAUUCCUGGUCCACCUGGCCCUGAUGGUAGUAAGGGUCUGAGAGGACCACCAGGCUGCCCAGGUUUCCCUGGUCGGAAAGGAGAAAGAGGAGAACCAGGUUUCCCAGGGCCUGCUGGGAUGAAAGGAACUCCCGGACGACCUGGUGCUACUGGGUUACCAGGAACAAGGGGACGCCCCGGUUUACCAGGACCAGGGACUAUAGAUGGAAUACCAGGAACGCCAGGAAGAAAGGGUGACAGAGGCGUCCAAGGAAUGAUGGGCUUCCCUGGAUUUGCAGGACCUCCUGGCAGUUCAGGAUUUCCCGGAGUGAAAGGACAGCCUGGCGUGCCUGGAGCAAAUGGACGCCCUGGGUCGCCUGGAUUCUUUGGAACUAAAGGUGACAAGGGUCAGCCAGGUGCACCUGGUCGUCCAGGACGACCUGGAGCUCCUGGUUUCCCUGAUGUGAGUAAAGGGCUGCCGGGAGAACCUGGCCUUUCUGGGGAAACAGGACUUCCAGGCUUCUCUGGACAAAAAGGAGAAUCUGGAAUUAUGGGAUUCCCCGGCACUGUGGGACCAAAAGUUUAUCUGGAAGGCCUGGAGAAGUUGGUCGGCCUGGUGCCAAAGGACUACCUGGAGAAACUUUUGGUUAUCCUGGAGCACCAGGACUUAAAGGCCGACAAGGAGAUUCAGGGAUCCCAGGUAAGACUCACCUUACUCGGUUACGGUUUUCCCGGACCACCUGGUUUGGAUGGCCUUAAUGGCCUAGCAGGACCUAAAGGCCUGUCUGGAAACCCAGGUGCAAUUCUGGGAGGUAGGCCCGGCCUUUCUGGUAGUCCAGGGUUGAAGGGAGAAAGAGGUGUUUCCCAACCCGGUGUUCCAGGGUAUCCCGGCCAAAAAGGACAAAGAGGAGAACCAGGUCCUUUUGGAUUGAAAGGGAGCCCGGGUAUCCCUGGACCUCCUGGACCCAGAUCAAUAGAAAGCUUUCCUGGACCUACAGGAGAUGCAGGUCUCCCUGGACUGGAUGGACAGUAUGGUGUCCAAGGUCCUCCAGGUCUUCCCGGCCCACCUGGUCCAGGCACAGCUCAGGGAGACAGAGGUGACCCAGGUCUGCCAGGCUUCCCAGGGAACCCUGGUACAAAGGGUGAACCAGGAUUACCUGGAGGUCCUGCAUUCCCUGGCAGACCUGGUUUAAAAGGACAAAAGGGUGAUGGUGGUUUUGCUGGAAUUCCUGGUGUCCAGGGUUUUAGAGGCGACUCUGGUUUUCCUGGAAGCCAAGGAACGGCAGGAAUUAGAGGGUUUCCAGGUCCAAAAGGUUUGCCUGGAGUCAUAUUUCCAGCUUCACUGCCAAAUGGGCCAUAUCCACAAGGUGAUCCAGGUUUCCCUGGUGAAAGAGGAAGCCCUGGUAACCCUGGAGAGCCUGGUCAGUCUGGUUUUCCUGGGCGUAAAGGUACUGUGGGGAACCCUGGUCCAUCGGGUAGACUGGGCAGGACUGGAGUUCCUGGUUUUCAAGGACCUCUUGGGGAUCCCGGACCUCCUGGUUUCCCUGGAUCCCCAGGAGCACAAGGGUUUCCUGGUACAAUUGGCCCUCGCGGCAUUCCCGGCAGCGUCGGCCGCAGCCACAGCAUCGGCUACACUCUGGUUAAGCACAGCCAGAGCCCCCAGGUUCCCAUGUGUCCUCAAGGCAUGGCCAAACUGUGGGAGGGCUACAGUCUGCUGUAUGUAGAGGGACAGGAGAAGGCACACAACCAAGACCUCGGUCAGCCGGGGUCGUGUCUCCCCAGGUUCAACACGAUCCCCUUCCUCUACUGCUCGCCCAGCGAGAUUUGCUACUACGCUAGCCGCAAUGAUAAAUCCUACUGGCUCUCCACGACCGCAUCCAUACCCAUGAUGCCCGUGGAAAAGGAGGAGAUAAGACCUUACAUCAGCAGGUGUUCAGUAUGUGAGGCUCCAUCUCAGGCAGUGGCGGUCCACAGUCAGGAUAUGACAAUCCCCAACUGUCCUAUCGGCUGGAGGAGUCUCUGGAUAGGAUACUCCUUCCUAAUGCACACAGCAGCUGGUGCAGAGGGCGGCGGUCAGUCCUUGGUGUCUCCCGGUUCCUGUCUGGAGGACUUCCGGGCAACUCCGUUCAUCGAGUGCAACGGCGCCAGGGGCACCUGCCACUACUUUGCCAAUAAAUACAGCUUCUGGCUGACAACCGUGGAUCCAGAAAAUGAGUUUACCUUCUCGCCAGCCAAGGAGACGCUGAAGGGAGGCCAGGAGCGCUCCAGAGUCAGCCGCUGCCAAGUGUGCAGCAAGAUCUUGUAGUAGGCAAAGGUGAAAGAUGGAGGAGUGAGGCGGGGAAACAUCAGGAGGGGAUUCACUAACAUUUCAAGAAUUUAUGAUGGAGGAUCAGAUGGAUUUAAAAAAGAACACGUGACUGACUGAAUGGACCUUUCUCCUGUGCUGUGAUGGUUUCAGAAUCGAGUCGAGCAACAUCGACCCCAUUUUGAGAGUUUUUUAAUCCCCUGUAGGAAUGAAUGGCUUUUAAAAAAAGAAGAAGAAGCUGGAGGUAGGAGGAGGAAAGAGAAGAGUCCCAGUGUGAGCGAUCUUCUCGAGAUUAUCACUGAUAAUGGUGCUAUUCUUUAUGUAUGUGUUUAUUAUGUGUCAGCUUUCUUGUGACAGAUGUCAGCGAGAAUCAUUCUCGGCUACCUCGGAGAGUGCCCUCACCCCCAUUUAGCAAACAAGUGCCCCUCACACACGUUAAGCACCCAAUUUAAAGGUUAUCAGCUCAGGAAGUUGGUCGUUAUUGGUUCUUGUCGCUCCCAUAGAUACUGACAGCAGGCAGAAAGUCUCUACACCAACUCUGACGUCUGACUGUCAUAUCUAUGGGACAGACAAGCCUACAAAUGCUUUUCAAUGGGCUGAUCACGUUUGAAGUGGGUACAUAAGAGCUUAAUGUGAGAUGAGAGUAAAAUUACAGAUUGCUGGUUGAUUUUAAGGUUUUAAAGCGAGUUUGCAUUAUCUUAUUGGGCUGAUCUGAGCAAAGCAGAUAUAAAGCUUCACUGAAAUUCAAUCUUUGGGAAGAUUAAACCUGUUUUCUUCACAAACUUUUUAUUCUACGGCAGUUUAGCACCACGAAGGUGCCCACUGUAAACACACUGAGGAUUUUUUCAUGUGUUGCAUCAAUACCUGCAGUAUAUUUGAUGUCGGCCACUUCAUUAUUGGUUUGAAAAUCAACUUGCCAAGACAUGUGACUUGCUUGAGGUAAAAAUGGCGUUGAAGCUAUCCUUUGUUUUUAAGGUUUUGUGAUAUUUGGAUUAUUUUUUGGUGCCUUACAAUCGGACGUGUGAAUUAAAGGAGUUUUAGCUUCAUGUAAAGAUUAAAACAAAUCUGUGGAAAACUAUAACUCAUUAGCAAAUUAUUUUUUGCAUAAACAAAAAAAGACUAGAAGUAUUUUGUUUAUUGG
Molecule: messenger RNA, 6061 nt
Organism: Pundamilia nyererei
Lineage: Eukaryota; Metazoa; Chordata; Actinopteri; Cichliformes; Cichlidae
Gene: col4a6
Product: collagen, type IV, alpha 6
Exons: 46
Coding region: 169-4920 (1583 amino acids)
Cellular component (GO): collagen trimer; extracellular matrix
Molecular function (GO): extracellular matrix structural constituent
Source: RefSeq, a predicted model, not a curated record